Molecule: messenger RNA, 1509 nt
Organism: Phaeodactylum tricornutum CCAP 1055/1
Lineage: Eukaryota; Bacillariophyta; Bacillariophyceae; Surirellales; Neidiaceae
Exons: 1
Coding region: 1-1509 (502 amino acids)
Biological process (GO): glycolipid biosynthetic process
Cellular component (GO): mitochondrion; lipid droplet; plasma membrane
Source: RefSeq, a predicted model, not a curated record
AUGCCUUCUCCCGUGACGCAAGACGGCCGAACGGUUCCUUCCGUUUCGGCUGCGACGUUUCUCGCAACUGUCGCUUCGCUUCCAGUAUGGGCCUUGACAGUUUUGCCCCUUUCUCUAUUCUACCAGGCGGGCAAGGUAAUCAUGAAGCCUGUAUUGCCCAAAGCGGAACAACCUAGGCUUGAUACCGGCUAUCACGUGAGCGAUUCCGACAUAUUGCCACGGCGGGAACGCAAAUACGACAUGGUUGUGCUGGGUGCUACAGGAUUUACGGGAAGACUCGCCGUUCGGCACCUGGCAAAAACCUAUGGUGUGAACAAAUCUGUUAAAUGGGCCAUCGCUGGACGAUCUGAAGCGAAAUUAGAUAAAGUCAAAAGGGAGUUAGCUGACGAACUAGACAUUCAGGAGGUUGAAUCCAUCGAUACCAUUAUAGUUGAUACAACAAGAACUUCAUCGAUGCCGGCACUGGUUAAACAGGCCCGGUGUGUGGCUACAACGGCCGGGCCGUUUGCUUUGUUUGGAAGUCCGGUUGUGGAGUUUUGCGCCAAAUUCGGCACCCACUAUGUCGACAUUACGGGAGAGAGCGAUUGGGUCAAGGCGAUGAUCAUGAAGUGGGGCGAAACGGCACAAAAAUCCGGGGCCAGGUUGGUAACUUUCUGCGGACAUGAUUCCGUUCCAUGGGAUCUGAGUGUCAUGAAGCUGCAGGAAGCUCUUCAGAAAGAAUUCAAAGACGAUUUAACGAGUGUAACGUUCUGGGAUGAAGCUGUUGGUGGAGCUCCCGGUGGUACGAUUGCAACGCUUUUCUCUGCAGUAGAUGGCAAAAGUGUCAAGGCUCCACACGCUGACUUUGAUCCUUUCCUGAGAUUGAUGAAUGGCGAAAAAAGCGAAUACGUUUGUAGAUCGGAUGGGCCUACUUGGAUUCACAAGUCAAAAUCACCGUGGGAUGAUACAGGCGCCUGGUUUGGGCGGUGGACGACGCCAUUCAUUAUGGCUCAAGUCAACGGGGCUGUCGUUCGCUGGAGCCACGCUCUUCGGGAACAGGGCAGCAAAUCUCUUACUUACACUGAGUUUGCAGUGACGAAAGACUUCAAGACGGCGUUCGUCAACCACGUUGGACUGAUUAUUGUCGGUUCCAUGAUGCUAAAUCCUUUGACAUCGGGUUUGCUAAAAAAGUAUGUUUUCCCCAAGGUUGGCGAAGGUCCGUCGAUGAAAAAUAUGGAAGACAAACAUUAUUUGUGUAUAUUUGGUGAAGGAAUCGGUAUCAACGGGAACCGUGCUGAGUCCAUCAUGUAUUUUGAUAAGGAUGCAGGUUGCCUCGAAACAUCCCGCAUGUUGGUGGAAUCGGGACUGUGUCUAGCGUUGGAGGAAGAUAAGGUGCCAGCAAAGCACGGAGGUUUCUGGCCGCCGGCGGCAGGUCUCGGCAAUGUUCUAUUGAAGAGAUUGCUAGAAACUGGCACCAGCUUUGAGGCGAGAGCGAUUUCGGAAGCGAGCGUGCGCCAUUCGUUAGAGUAA